Molecule: messenger RNA, 1954 nt
Organism: Cuscuta campestris
Lineage: Eukaryota; Viridiplantae; Streptophyta; Magnoliopsida; Solanales; Convolvulaceae
Source: the annotation of a GenBank genome assembly
CCCUACAUAUAUAUAAUAAUGCUAGACCGGCAUCUUAGCUCUCCAGUCUUUGUGCCGGAAAACAGAUUACAAUGCAUAUAGGAAUCCAAGAAUCCCCAGAGCCCAAAGGAGAUUCAACCUGCGGCGGGGAACCAAUCAGAACAGGGACGGUAUGGAGUGCGGUUGCUCAUAUAAUCGCAGCGGUCAUCGGAGCGGGCGUUCUGUCCCUGGCGUGGAGCACAGCUCAGCUCGGCUGGAUUGGAGGGCCCGUUGCCCUCCUCUGCUUUGCUGCGGUCACCUACGUAUCGGUCUCCCUUUUGGCCCUCUGUUACAGGUCACCUGACCCUACAACCGGAAGGCGAAACCCUUCCUACAUGGACGCCGUCGGAGCUUAUCUUGGGAGGAAGAGGAGAAUGAUGUGUGGGUUGCUUCAGUAUGGGUUGAUGUAUGGGACUUGCGUGGCCUAUGUAAUCACUACGUCUACCAGCAUGAGGGCGAUCAAGAGGUCAAACUGUUACCACAAGGAAGGGCACGGAGCUAAAUGCGAACACGGAGACACCGCAUUUAUGGUGGUUUAUGGGGUGAUUGAGAUAUUGAUGUCGCUGAUACCUAAUUUUCACGGCAUGGCAUGGGUGUCCAUUGUUGCUGCAAUCAUGUCUUUUGGCUACGCUUCCAUUGGACUUGGCCUUGGAUUUGCCACUGUUGUUGAAAAUAGGGCUGUUAAAGGAAGCAUAACAGGAAUAGCAACAAAGACUACUACUCAAAAGGUUUGGUUAACAUUUCAAGCAUUGGGAGAUAUUUCGUUUGCAUAUCCAUAUGCUCUUAUUGUCCUCGAAAUACAGGAUACUUUGAAGUCACCUCCAGCAGAAUACCGGACCAUGAACAAGGCGUCAUUGGUAGCAAUAGUAAUCACGACUUUCUUCUAUGUGUGUUCCGGAUGCUUUGGAUAUGCAGCUUUUGGUAGUGACACACCGGGGAACCUCUUGACCGGGUUUGGUUUCUACGAGCCAUAUUGGCUUGUUGAUGUUGCUAAUGCUUGCAUUAUAGUACACUUAGUUGGAGGCUAUCAGAUAUACAGCCAACCAAUCUACGCAUUUGUUGAAAAUUGGCUUGCCCAAAUUGUGCCUCAAACAAGAUUCGUUACAAAAUCAUAUGCUCUAAAACUUCCGUCAAUGCCAGCCCUACAAUUGAAUCUUGUCCGGAUAUGUGUAAGGAUCGCAUACGUCGCAUCAACAGUGGGCGUUGCAAUUUUGUUUCCUUACUUCAAUGAAGUCGUUGGAAUUUUGGGAGCAGUGACAUUUUGGCCAUUGGCUAUAUAUUUCCCAGUUGAAAUGUAUCUUGUGCAAGGGAAAAUUAGACCUUGGACAAAAAAGUUGAUUUGUCUUGAGACUUUCAGUGUGAUUUGUUCAUUUGUGUCUAUAGUGGGUUUGAUCGGUUCAAUUGAAGGGAUGAUAAGCGCGAAACUCCAUUGAAAUAACCACUGAGUUUAACAUCUUUAUUUUCUUUCAAUUUUCCCCAUUCUAUUUCUCUCUUCUACUCUGCCAUGUUCAUCUUCUUUCAAUUUUUUUAUAGGAAGGUCUUUCGAUUUCAAUGGAAGCAGAGGAUAUAUAUCUUCUCUCUAUUAUUCCUGAAAGUCUUCUUGAGCAUCUUCAAGAUGCUUUUGGUGGCGGAUUGAACUGUAUGCAAGGAGAGUUGUAGGGAGACGGUGAAGUGGUGAUACCAGACUCGUUUGAAGGAGUAUAUAGUCAUGAGCAAAAUGAUGGCGAAGUAUCAGAUCUAAAGAAGUUUCAACUCUUCCUCAAAGGGACUCUACUCACAAGACAGUGGACCUAGAGCUCUUCUGUAAGCCACUUCCUAUUCCCGACCUCACUUAUUUUGCAGGACAAGACGAUGUUGAAUCUGCUUCUUCCUACAAGGGAAUCUAGUUCUAUGGAAUUUUCAGGUAAAAUUUUAUUCAUAAAUUUUUUCGCCUUUU